UAUCAUCUCGUUGUCACGUUUCUUCUUUCCCCAUCGUCGUUUUUCAACUUUUCAUUUCGGCGAUCCGCGCCCGCGAUAAUGCGAGUUUAACGAGCGAUUGCGACACUUUUAUUACAUGAAAAAUAUUUUUGGACUUUGCGCGCGGGGCCGAGGUAAUUAGACGGGACACGAAAAUUAACAUAUGCCUGUUGACGACGGCGGAUAUCUGUGGAUUUUUUCUCUGCGACGUGAUCUCCGCUGCCAGCCGAUCUUAAUAGCGCAUUGUCAAUUGCGAUUGCGAGAUAUUUCGGGAAUGUACGGCGGAAUGCAUUCAUUCCUCUGACAUUGGGAUUCUACCAAUCCGGGCAUUUAUAGAUGGUUCUCCUCGUUGUACCAUAAAUAGAUGUGAUUUUUUUUUCUUUUUUGCUUAGUUAUCGCCGAACGAAAUCUUUUCUUUUUUUUUUCUCUUUGGAAAAGUCAUUUUUACAAAACGUCGCGUAGCCAGUUUUUCUCGAAAUUCACCGAAAUCGUUCCAAUUUCAUAAUGUUGUGCACGAAGUAUAAAUUGAACGUGCGCGUUUACUGUUUCACGUCGUUUUGCAACAAUGUUGACUUAUCGGUGAAGGAGUCACGAGAAUUAAGAGAACCAGCCCACCAUGCAAGAAGACCAAUGAAUGCUUUUCUUAUUUUUUGUAAACGACACCGUGGUUCAGUGCGAUCUGGUUUCCCACAUUUGGAAAAUCGAGCAGUUACUAGGGUUCUUGGUGAAUGGUGGGCCACCCUUCAUCCAGAUCAGAAACGUUCUUACACAAACUUAGCACAGGAGUACAAAGAUGCAUUCUUAAAUGCAAAUCCUGACUUUAAAUGGUACAAAUUGCCAGCACCUCCUUUACGUACUUUGAAUACUAGGCCUACAAACAAAAAGGCAGAAACAAAUCCUAAUGAGCAACUAGUAGAAAGUGUAAAAUCUGAGAACAAGUCUUCCGAUUAUUCAAAAUCUGACAAGCGGGAUGGACAAUCAAUUCAACCAGGAAAAUUAGCUGAUGAAUCCCAAAUUGGUGGUCUCAGUUCAUUAUUCACACCUCAAAAAAUACAAGCAGCAGAUGAGCAAGUGACUAUUAAUGAUUCUGUGAUUGAAAAUGAUACUGAAGUUCCAAAACCUCCUAAGAAACGAUAUUUAGAAAUACCUUUUUCACCUGAUAAUAAGAGAGAAUGCAAAGCUGAUCUUUUUGAUGCAAAAAAGAGAAGAAAAUCUGAAUCCAAUAACAAUGUGCAUCAAUGUGACACAGAAGAUGAAAAAAUAGAAAUAAAUAAUUUUUUAACUACAAACAUGCCUUCAGAAGAAAGUAAUUUUAGAAGUGAACGAACAUGCAAAGGUUUGCGUUAUCAAAAGUUCCUUGCUGAACAAAUGAAAAAUGUUGGUGUAUCAGGACAGCAGCCUAAGAGAAGAAAACAAACUGGAAAUCGUAGUGAUGGUCAAGUAAAUGAAAGAAGAAAUUCUAUUUCUUCAAAUGUCAGUGAGAAAACAGAUUCCUUAAGUAGUGAAGGUGGAAAUAGCUCUCGCGGUGAAUUAGAGCAUCUUGUUGAAAGUGCUGAAGGAAAUAUAGAAGCGUCAAAGCCAGAAGAAACAGAAACUGAAGGCACAGAAGGACAAGUUGAUUUUGGACCAUGGACUGCAAGAAAAAGGUUUCGAGCUGAGGAUUUUAAUUUAGAAAAGAAAAUUGAAGCCUUACCAUCUUUAAGUUUAGAAGAAUUUCAGGAAAAGAAGAAACAACAACGUACGAAAAAGAAAAAGAUUGUACAAAAAUUAACAUCGACUACGAAUAACAAAAGGCAUCAGAAUAAUUUUGAUACCAAUGAUCAAGUAAACAGUCAAAACAAUGCAAAAAUAUCUCAAACAGAACGUGAAAAUUCUGAAGAUGCUGAGAAACUUCUAGUUGGAAGUCAAAAGAGGAAAGCACGAAAACAGAGCAUUACACGCAAUGCGGCAGCUAUAAACGAUUCAAAGCAAAUUGAAAUUGAGGAACCCAACAAACCGUGGUGUGCGUCGCCGGACUUAGAAGCACUGGCAUGUCUUGCAGCAGUUGCCGCCAACAGAACAAAACUUACCAAAAAUAACACAUAAGAAAUAUAUAUUUUUCAUAUUUAACAGUCGUUUAUGACGUAAACUUGUACUAAGUAAAACAAAAUCUCUUCAUCUAUUCAUUUAUUUCUUAAUACAAUUUCUUAUUAGCUGAAUUAUUAAAAUAAUUGCUUUGAUUGCUGUUAAAAAAAAAAAAAU
Messenger RNA from Frieseomelitta varia, 2259 nucleotides. It is a transcript of the gene bbx, whose product is annotated as putative transcription factor SOX-14. The record is from RefSeq and is a predicted model, not a curated record. Gene Ontology annotation, cellular component: nucleus. Gene Ontology annotation, biological process: regulation of transcription by RNA polymerase II. Lineage: Eukaryota; Metazoa; Arthropoda; Insecta; Hymenoptera; Apidae. Bases 523 to 2103 code for a protein of 526 amino acids. The transcript is spliced from 8 exons. Gene Ontology annotation, molecular function: DNA-binding transcription factor activity, RNA polymerase II-specific; RNA polymerase II transcription regulatory region sequence-specific DNA binding.